UCUGCAGGGAGAGAAGAACUGUCCUCCACCCCCAUCAGCAACCUGAUACCGGAGACAAGCGGUCCAGACAAGCCUGCAAACGAGGCGUUCCCAGCCGCCCUGCCUGCCUGCCCGUCUGUCUGUCUGCCCGCCCGCCCAGCAAAGCUACGGACCGUCACUUCCAUAAAAACGCUGCCGAAGAUUCGUCUCCUCCCCCCGUCGUCUGUCUGCUACCACCGGGAUAAUGAUGUCCCUAUCCACAAACGAGAAAAGCUCACUAUAGGCGCGGUUUACAUGUGAAUGAUUUUUUCCUCCUCCACGAAGAUCGUGAACUACUAUGGGACAUGAAAAACUAACUGGCUGCCUAUUAGGCUAACGCCUGUUAGCUUCCACAGCAGUCGGUUUACAACCGAAUCGAGCUAAUCGGCUACGGUUUAGAUGGGUGAUUCCUGGCUGAUUUGUCGAAAGAGUGGAUGUUUUUCGAAAGUGUGCAACUGAGAAUGCUUUUUUUUGCUGAUAAGGUAGUUGCACUUGUGUUACUGUUCUGCGGUAUUUGCAUUAUUUGCCUAAGUUUUCCAGAGCCAGACGGUCGUCAUGGACAGCUAACAUGUUAGCACGCAGAAAUGGACGUUGUUCGCUGGUUGGUUUUAAAUGGCAGAUGCGAAAAACAAGUUAGCUACAUGGUUUAUCCACACGCUCUGUACUGAGUCGACAGCGAGAAUAACUUAACUCCAAGUUAGCAGUUAAUGUUACCUUUCGAAUCACUCGAACUGACCGAAACUCAACGGCGCAGUUUUUUUUCUUUCCCAUCAAUCCUCAAUGCGUAGUUCCAUACAUGACAGAGCAACUCAAUUCAUUGAGCUGACGUGAGUAAAUAAAAGGGACUGAACAUACAACACAGUGAUGGCUGGGGGGAAAAGAAGAGGACCAGGACAAGUAAACCCCCGACUUGGAGGAGCUCCAGCUACAAGACCAAAGCCAAUAUCCACUGUCAUGGCUGACGGCCGAAUUACCAUGAAAUCAUUCGCUAAAUUCGUGUAUUGCCUGACUAUUCUUCUCACCUCUGUGGCUGCGGCGCAGGGCGAGGAAAGGGAGUGUGCCUUCACAGAUCAGCAGCAGCAGUGGCAGGUAGAUCGAGUGGCCGGGGGCGAAGGUCGAGUCUCCCCAGAGAACACCACCAUCCGCUGUGCCAAGGGCAGUCACUGUUUUGGCUUGUGGGAGAAAAGUCCUCCAGGCGAAGUGCGACUGGUCAAACAAGGGUGUUGGACUCACCUUGGAGACCACCAGGGUUGCCGUGAAGACCGAUGCGUGGUGACCAACCUCCCUCCGCAGAUCCAGAAUGGGACGUACCACUUCUGCUGCUGCGGGAGUGACAUGUGCAAUGUCAACUUCACGGAGGACUUCCCAUUGCCCAGCCCCACAUCUGCCCAAUCAAUCUACCCACGCACGCUGCGCUACGAAGAGACGGUAAUUAUCGCCCUGGCAACAGUCUCCGUGUUGGCUGUGCUUGCUGUAGCAGCCUUCUUUGGUUACCGCAUGAUGCACGGAGAUGGCAAGCAAGGCCUUCACAACCUGAAUAUGAUGGAGGCUGCUGCCUCGGAGAGUUCUCUGGACCUAGACAAUCUGAAACUGCUGGAGCUGAUUGGACGUGGCAGAUACGGAACAGUAUACUGUGGCUCUCUGGAUGAACGGCCCGUUGCCGUGAAGGUGUUCACUGCUGCCAACCGCCAGAACUUCCUCAAUGAGUGCUCCAUCUACCGGCUACCACUGCUGGAGCAUGACAACAUCGCUCACUUUGUAGCAGCUGACGAGCGCACGGGCUCAGAAGGACGCACAGAAUACCUGCUGGUCAUAGAAUACUACCCACAUGGCUCUUUGAAUCGCUACCUGAGUAUGCAGACCAAUGACUGGGUCAGCAGCUGCCGGCUCGCUCACUCUGUCACUCGUGGCCUUGCGUACCUGCACACCGAGCUCUUUAAAGGAGACUUGUACAAGCCUGCAGUUUCCCACAGGGACCUGAACAGCCGGAAUAUUCUGGUCAAAGCUGACGGCACAUGCGUCAUCAUCGAUUUCGGCCUGUCCAUGAAGCUGACUGGAAACAGGCCCGCGCGUCACGGCGAGGAGGAAAACGCUGCUAUUAGUGAGGUGGGGACAAUCCGUUACAUGGCUCCAGAGGUGCUGGAGGGCGCCGUCAAUUUAAGGGACUGCGAGUCAGCGCUAAAGCAAGUGGAUAUGUAUGCUCUGGGCCUGGUCUACUGGGAGACCUUCAUGAGAUGUACUGACCUUUUCCCUGGAGAAUCUGUGCCAGAGUACCAGAUGGCCUUUCAGGCAGAGGCAGGGAACCACCCAACAUUUGAGGACAUGCAGGUCCUGGUAUCCAGGGAGAAGCAACGGCCUAAAUUCCCCGAAGCCUGGAAAGAGAACAGUCUGGCGGUUCGCUCUUUGAAAGAGACAAUGGAGGACUGUUGGGACCAGGAUGCAGAGGCUCGUCUCACAGCGCAGUGUGCUGAGGAGCGAAUGGCGGAGCUGCUCCUCAUAUGGGACCGCUCCAAGUCAGUGAGUCCAACGCUCAACCCCAUGUCCACGACUCUACAUAAUGAGAGAAAUCGUAUGACGCCAAAGUCCGGCCCGUACGCAGACCAUCCAUCUACCUACAUUGAAGAGCAUGAGGGUGUGGCCAAGAACACUCAGACUGACACCACUAGUUCUGUGAGUGGUAGAGCUGUACCUGGGACUGGAGAGAGAAACAGGAAUUCAAUCAAUCAGGAACGCCAGCAGCAAGCCAAUACUCGUCUGCCCAGCCCAGAGGGCAGCAGUACCAGCAUGGGUCUGAGAGGAAGUCCUUCAACCUCCACCACCACCACCACCAUAAUCUCUGAGUCUGAGGGACCUGUAGGGGCAGCCACCGUCCCGGUCUGCCUCCACCUGACUCAGGAAGACCUGGAAACCACCAAGCUUGAUCCAAAAGAGGUGGACAAGAACCUGAAGGAGAGCUCAGACGAGAACCUGAUGGAGCACUCACAGAAGCAGUUCUGCUCACCAGACCCACUGAGUCCUGGUAGUUCCAGCUUACUUUAUCCUCUGAUCAAGAUGGCCAGUGAAGCAUCCGGCACACCGGACCCUGCUGCCCCCAUACCCACCACCAUCUUCCCUCUCCCCAAGCAGCAGAACCUGCCCAAGAGACCGUCCACCCUGUCUCUGCGCACCAAGCCCGCCAAAAAGGAGUCGUCGUCAUCCUCACUCAGGUUCAAGUUUGGACGCUCGGGCAAAUCCAACCUGCGGCAGGUGGAGGGAACAAAGAGGAACAUUGGUGCUGGAACAGGCACAAACACAGCGGUAGAGGCUCACCGGGGCACAGGCACAAACAACAUACCUGUUCUACGAGACAUGCAUGUCAACGGCAGUGUUAAUGGUGCCGCUAAUGGCCAUGCCAGCUCCAGUAUGUCAUCCGUGGCUGCAGAUGGAGCAACAGGUUUUGGAGGGUCCAUCAUUACUCAGAACGGGUCUGGAGUCCUGAGGUCGGACGACAGCCGCCUGAGCCUCGGCGUCAUCACAGCCAGCCCCGACGAACAUGAGCCACUUCUGAGCAGAGAGCGAGAGCAAUCUGAUCCGAGAGAUGCAUCCUCGAGCGCCGCCACCCUCCGCUCAGCGCGACCCAACACCAACAACAACAACAGCAACACUGGCCAAGGCCAGGGGGACGGAGAGAGUGGUGGAGAGAGUGACGGUGCAGAGGAGAGUGGGAGUGGAGAUGCAGGAAACAGGGAAACUACAGGGCCUCCAGGAGAAAGCUUAGGGUCUGGGUCUGGUGCAGUGGAGGACGCACCGGUCACCAUGAGGGGGGAGGCGCUGCUCCGGCAGCCCAGAACCCGCAGGCCUGAGAGACCCAACUCCCUGGACCUAUCCUUCACAACACAGGACCUGACCUCGCUAGGGGGAGGUUUAGUACAGCCCGACGGAGCCUUGGGGACAGGAGAUAAAAUCAAGAAGCGCGUCAAAACACCGUAUUCCCUGAAGAAGUGGCGACCCACCACAUGGGUCAUCUCCACAGACACCAGGGGGCCGGAGGUCAACAACAACGGCUCCACUCACAGUCAGGGCCACAGUCAUAAUCGGCCCAAGUCCAGUUCAGCUGUAUACCUGCGGGGAAGCAGCUUAACCAGCGAGCCCAGCGACACACAUGUGUGAACUCAGACCCUGUGACAAUACUGAAAAAGAGAAAUUAAAAAAUAAGCAGAGCGCAUUUGGUUUCUGUCAGUUGAGCUCUGAAUCAGCAACAGGAAGCUAUGCAGUGUCUUUUGAACAAACUGUUGAGUCAGAUUGUGUACAGUAAUUAGGUUUGUCUCACUCUUGCGUGUCUUUCUGAUGAUGGCAUUGCUUUAAAUGGAAUCCAGCUAUGCAGCAUUCUCGUCCACUUCUGUUUCUGCGUUUUUAUUAAUCUCCUUCUGUCGUUGGUUUCAUGUUUCACCCUUGUGAUCACAGCGAUGUUAUUGAAUCCUCCUUUUUAAUGUUUUU
Solea senegalensis (Senegalese sole) is the source of this 4494-nucleotide messenger RNA. Its product is annotated as bone morphogenetic protein receptor type-2-like. Gene Ontology annotation, cellular component: signaling receptor complex; plasma membrane. The record is from RefSeq and is a predicted model, not a curated record. The coding region runs from base 883 to 4167 and encodes 1094 amino acids. Gene Ontology annotation, biological process: cellular response to growth factor stimulus; protein phosphorylation; vasculature development. The transcript is spliced from 13 exons. Gene Ontology annotation, molecular function: transforming growth factor beta receptor activity; ATP binding. Lineage: Eukaryota; Metazoa; Chordata; Actinopteri; Pleuronectiformes; Soleidae.